Messenger RNA from Aspergillus affinis, 255 nucleotides. RefSeq names its product cytochrome b5-like heme/steroid binding domain-containing protein. NCBI's taxonomy places the organism in Eukaryota, Fungi, Ascomycota, Eurotiomycetes, Eurotiales, Aspergillaceae. Bases 1 to 255 code for a protein of 84 amino acids. The record is from RefSeq and is a predicted model, not a curated record. Gene Ontology annotation, molecular function: heme binding. Gene Ontology annotation, cellular component: membrane; intracellular membrane-bounded organelle. The transcript has 2 exons.
AUGUCCCAAUCCUUCACCCCCGCCGACGUGGCCGCCCACAACAACGCCGACAAGGGCCUUUACAUCAUCAUCGACAGCAACGUCUACGACGUGACCGCCUUCGUCGACGAGCAUCCCGGCGGCGCGAAGAUCCUGAAGCGCGUCGCUGGUAAGGACGCUUCGAAGCAGUUUUGGAAGUACCACAAUGAAGGCGUCCUCAAGAAAUAUACACCCAAGUUGAAGAUCGGUGAGGUGAAGGAUGCGGCGAAGUUGUGA